AUGGAACUCUGUCGAUAUUUGCACACGAAAUGGCGUACCCUCGCCCUGCUGCUACUUAUCCUGUACCUGUACAACCGCGACACUUGCAACUGGAGCGAGUUUCCCGGUCCCGAGGCGCCAGACGCCCCCUCAGAGUCGAGCGUUUACUUCGUCAACACCUCGCGCUGUCGCAUGUCGGCCAUGGAUGCCGUCUCGCCCAAGGCCCUCUCCUUUGUGCAACGUUUGGGGCCCUUCGAGUGCCCCAGGGUGCAGCUGCUGCGUGCCGCCACCAUCAAAGGGCACAACUACCUGAUCAGGGACCUCCUGGAGCAGGAUCUGUGGCAGUGCUGCGCCGUGCGACGACUCCGGGAUAUCUUCUGUGCCUAUCAGCAGGUGCAGUACUGCACGGAUUUUCGCACCCACGUCCUGGGCAGACACGCCUUCGCUUUGGAUCCUAGAUCGGAGUACACGCGGGUCCCGGAUGGCCUCCAGAUGUUGCGGGUCUACUGCUGGGUGGACUUUGGGCGUGUCAUCUUCCACGAUGUCCUGCUGUUUGUGCCUCCCCCUCCCACCAUCAUUGCAGAGAGAAAGCCCAAGGAUCUUCCCUCGGAACGCCUUUCGGUACUGGUCCUGGGCAUCGACUCCCUGUCGCACCUGCACUACCGCAGAUCCUUUCCCCAUGUGGCAGCGUACAUCCGCCAUCUGCCGCACACCGAAUUGUGGGGCUACAACCGCGUGGGCGACAAUUCCUACCCCAAUAUCGUGCCCCUCCUCUCGGGGCUCUCGGCCCAGGAGCUGGAGAGGCGCUGCCUAAGGGGCAGGAGGAACUACAACGGGUGCCGCUUCCUGUGGAACGAAUUCCACGACGCGGGCUACAUGACGGCCUUCGGGGAGGACACCGCCAAGGGGGGCACCUUCACGUACAGGAAGCGGGGCUUCGAGCAGCAGCCCACGGACUUCUAUCUGCGGCCCCUGCUGCAGGAGAUGCGUCUGCACACGACCUAUGCGGCGCGCAGCGACUUUGAUGUAAAGUGCACGGCGGGGAGGCGCUACGAGGAGGUGCUCUUCGACUUUGUGCAACGCCUGAUGCCGCACAUGCAGCAGCGCGACUUCUUCGCUUUCGUGUGGCAGACGCAGGGCGUCCACGACUACUUCAAUUACGCAAGGAUCGCGGAUCAGGACUAUGUGCAGCUGCUGCAGCAGCUCCACGAGAGCCGCAUCCUGGACAAAACUCUCGUCCUGCUGCUCUCGGAUCACGGCCUGCGCUUCGACCCCUUCGCCGCGACGUUCCAGGGCAUGCAGGAGGCCUCCCAGCCGCUGGGCAUUGCCCUGUAUCCACCAUGGCUGCGCCGGCACUUCCCCCUGGCAUUGAGGAACCUCCAGCGGAAUGCCCACCGCCUCGUCACGACCUUCGACCUGCACGAGACUCUCAAGGAUGUGAUGGAUCUUAGGGGACGCCUCAGCGACGCCAGCAUUUGGAGUCGAUCGCACCGCUUGGGCAACCCCCGAGGCGUGUCGCUCUUCCUGCCCAUCCCCGAGCAGCGCGACUGCCGUUCGGCUCACAUCCCGGAUCACUACUGCCUCUGCCACACCCUCAAGCAGAUACCCACGGACGCGCCCACCGUGCAACGGAUCGCGGGGUUCAUCGUCUCGCACAUCAAUCGGCUGCUGCUUUCGCAUCCCCAGUGUCGGCCAUUGUCGCUGGAAGAGAUCGAAAGGGCCUACAUGAGGAGGGAUCAUGGUGCGGAAGGGGGGUCCAAGGAUCAGGCGACCAUCACGGUCCUUGUGGUAACGGAACCCGGCAACGGGCACUUUGCGGGCACUGCUCUGGCCUCCAAUGUGACUUCGCUGCACGGACGCAUCACCCGUUCGGAUGCCUAUGGGGCACAGGCCUAUUGCAUUCGCGAUGCUCGCCUUGAAAUGUACUGCUAUUGUGGAUGA
This is a messenger RNA of Drosophila obscura, 1920 nucleotides long. RefSeq lists its product as uncharacterized. NCBI's taxonomy places the organism in Eukaryota, Metazoa, Arthropoda, Insecta, Diptera, Drosophilidae. Bases 1 to 1920 code for a protein of 639 amino acids. The transcript has a single exon. The record is from RefSeq and is a predicted model, not a curated record.